This is a messenger RNA of Drosophila subobscura, 447 nucleotides long. Its product is annotated as small integral membrane protein 8. The record is from RefSeq and is a predicted model, not a curated record. Bases 114 to 371 code for a protein of 85 amino acids. The transcript is spliced from 2 exons. NCBI's taxonomy places the organism in Eukaryota, Metazoa, Arthropoda, Insecta, Diptera, Drosophilidae.
GAUAGUAUACAUCCAAUUCUUCACGUUUUUGUUUUGAAACGGAAUUGUGCAAUAUUUUGGCUAUAAAUUUACGUAUUUGCAUUCAAAAUUACAUAAAUAAAGUCCACAAAGAAAUGAGUGAAGGCAAGGAACAAAAGCCUGGCGAUGGCAUUCGCUCCAUGCGCAGCACGGGCGUCUUCCGUUUGAUCAACUUUGAGCUGUACACAAAGCCGAAUAUGAUAGUCAUGGGCCUAGGCCUGACGGCCAUAACCGGAGUCUUUGGAUACAUUGCCUACAUGCGGUACAAGUACCAAAGUCUGGGCUACUAUGUGGCCGUCAAGGAGGACGGACGGGAGGAGUUCAUCAAGAAGAAAUCAAAUUGGGAACUGUAGUAAUGUAUCUUUGUGGAAACUUCUUUAUUCGCUUGAUAGCACAAUUUGGUACAUAAAUUUAGUUGUUUUUGUGUAA